AAGCAACCGGAAAGCGCGCGCAAGCGACAGUCUCGGAGCAGCUCGGCUUUAGGCGUGCGUCACGCGCUCUCAGCUUGGUUUCAUUUACAUUUAAAAUUAAAAGUUUCUUCAGCGAGAUCCGAUCUAAGUCCGACAUCCUGAGACUCACGGAAGCGUGCUAGUCAGAUCGGUAUUUAAUUAUUUUUGUUGUUGUAAUAUUAAAAAAAGAAAAGCUGCAGACAUGUUUGAGGCCCGACUGGUUCAAGGCUCCAUCCUGAAGAAGGUGCUGGAGGCCCUAAAGGAUCUGAUCACCGAGGCGUGCUGGGAUGUGAGCUCGUCGGGGAUCUCUCUGCAGAGCAUGGACUCGUCUCAUGUGUCCCUGGUGCAGCUCACACUGCGCAGCGACGGCUUCGACUCGUACCGCUGCGACAGGAAUCUCGCCAUGGGUGUCAACCUGAGCAGCAUGUCUAAAAUCCUGAAGUGUGCCGGGAAUGAGGACAUCAUUACCCUGAGAGCGGAAGACAAUGCAGAUUCUCUGGCUUUGGUUUUCGAGACUCUCAAUCAGGAGAAAGUCUCUGAUUAUGAGAUGAAGCUAAUGGACUUGGAUGUGGAGCAGCUUGGAAUUCCAGAGCAGGAGUAUAGCUGUGUAGUGAAGAUGCCCAGUGGUGAAUUUGCUCGGAUUUGCCGGGAUUUGUCCCAGAUUGGAGAUGCUGUGAUGAUCUCCUGUGCCAAAGACGGUGUGAAGUUCUCUGCCAGUGGUGAACUGGGAACUGGAAACAUCAAACUGUCUCAAACAAGCAAUGUGGACAAAGAAGAUGAGGCUGUGACUAUUGAAAUGAACGAACCUGUGCAGCUCAUCUUUGCACUGAACUACCUGAACUUCUUCACCAAGGCCACUCCUCUCUCCAAGACGGUCACACUCAGCAUGUCUGCAGAUAUCCCACUUGUGGUGGAGUACAAGAUUGCAGAUAUGGGUCACAUCAAGUACUACCUAGCUCCUAAAAUUGACGAGGAGUCAUCCUGAAUUCUCACUUCAGCCAUUUCAGCCCCAAAUAUUUCUGCGUAACUGGUACAUUUUGGCAGUUCCUUGGAUCCCAAACCAGGGAACAUACACAACAGACUGUCGAAACAGUAAAGUUCACAUCACAUGUCCUGACUUUCAGUCUUUGUUUAUCCAAAUCCUUUCCUUUUUCUUUUUUUUUUCUUUUUGAUUCCCCCUCUGAUCUGCCUUGAAGCACUAGGAGUGUGUCUGUUUUCAUUCCAAUACUUUGUAGAUAAAAAUAUCUGUAAAUAUGCCAAUUUGGACUUUUCAUUCUGUUACCCACUAAUAAACAUUUUGUAAUAUGUG
This is a messenger RNA of Silurus meridionalis, 1327 nucleotides long. It is a transcript of the gene pcna, whose product is annotated as proliferating cell nuclear antigen. NCBI's taxonomy places the organism in Eukaryota, Metazoa, Chordata, Actinopteri, Siluriformes, Siluridae. Gene Ontology annotation, cellular component: PCNA complex. The transcript is spliced from 6 exons. The record is from RefSeq and is a predicted model, not a curated record. Gene Ontology annotation, biological process: leading strand elongation; regulation of DNA replication; mismatch repair. Bases 221 to 1003 code for a protein of 260 amino acids. Gene Ontology annotation, molecular function: DNA polymerase processivity factor activity; DNA binding.